Ectocarpus sp. CCAP 1310/34 is the source of this 342-nucleotide messenger RNA. Lineage: Eukaryota; Phaeophyceae; Ectocarpales; Ectocarpaceae. The record is from the annotation of a GenBank genome assembly.
UCUGCUUCAGCUCCUGCGUAGCGAAAAAGAAUAGUACGAGAAAGGGAGGGAGGGAGGGAGGGAUGGGCGAAGACGAUCAACGAACGCAAGACGGCAACAGGACACAGGCCGACUGGGAGGCAGACUUUGCGUUCGGCGAAAUGAGGACGACGGAACCCGUACAUGAAAGUGAUGAGCCAACACAUUUUGACUCUCCCACACAAAACAAGCAACGAUAAACACAGGUCUUCCCAAAAAUGGGAAAAAAACACAACUCCACAGAAGAAAAAAAACAAAACCACGGGCGCGUAAAAAAAGCACACAAAAAAGCNAGAACAUGAAGAGAGAGACAGAGAGACAGAG